Messenger RNA from Gastrolobium bilobum, 1270 nucleotides. Its product is annotated as 14-3-3-like protein C. NCBI's taxonomy places the organism in Eukaryota, Viridiplantae, Streptophyta, Magnoliopsida, Fabales, Fabaceae. Bases 174 to 953 code for a protein of 259 amino acids. Gene Ontology annotation, cellular component: cytoplasm. Gene Ontology annotation, biological process: signal transduction. The transcript is spliced from 7 exons. The record is from RefSeq and is a predicted model, not a curated record.
ACGACCGAGCAGUGCCGUCGUGGCCUGUCUCACUGUCUCUCCCCAGCCAAAACUUAGAAGUUGGAAAUGCAAUCCAUAUAGAUAGAGAGAGACGGAAGUGAGAGAGAGAGAGAGAGAGAGAGGGAUUUCUAGAGUGAGAAAGUGAGAGGAGAGAGAAAGGUAGCAGAUCGUCCAUGGCGUCCAUCAAGGAGCGUGAAAAUUUCGUGUACAUCGCCAAGCUUGCUGAACAAGCCGAGCGCUAUGAAGAAAUGGUGGAAGCAAUGAAGAAUGUGGCGAAGCUAAAUGUUGAAUUAACUGUUGAGGAGAGAAACCUUCUUUCAGUUGGGUACAAGAAUAUAGUGGGUGCUCGUAGAGCUUCGUGGAGGAUUCUUUCCUCGAUUGAGCAGAAGGAAGAAGCUAAAGGGAACGACGUGAGUGUCAAGCGGAUAAAGGAGUAUAGGCAGAAGGUGGAAUCUGAGUUGUCUAAAAUCUGCGGUGAUAUCAUGACUGUUAUUGAUGAGCACCUUAUACCCUCGAGCUCUGGUGGGGAACCUAGUGUAUUUUUCUAUAAAAUGAAAGGGGACUAUUAUCGGUAUCUGGCAGAAUUUAUGUCUGGUGAUGAGAGAAAAGAGGUUGCUGAUCUUUCCAUGAAAGCAUAUCAGCUGGCUUCCGCUGCCGCAGAGGCUGAGUUAACACCCACUCAUCCCAUCCGAUUGGGUUUGGCUUUGAACUUCUCUGUCUUUUAUUAUGAAAUUUUGAAUUCUCCUGAAAGGGCCUGUCACCUUGCUAAGCAAGCAUUUGAUGAAGCAAUCUCUGAGUUGGAUAAUCUGAAUGAGGAGUCUUACAAAGACAGCACACUUAUUAUGCAGCUUCUGAGGGACAACCUCACCUUGUGGACUUCUGACAUCCCUGAAGAAGGAGUUGAAGAACAAAAGGUGGACUCUGCCCGAGCUGCUGGAGGUGAAGAUGCAUAGUUAAAUGAAGCAGAUAUUGGUUAGGAAUUUGUGGUGUGCAUACGAGAAGGCUAGUCUCUUGCAACUCUUGAUAGUUUAUCACUAGAAAAUUACCCUAGGGCUUUGUCAAUCUUUCAUGCUAUGCAUGUCUUAUCUGCUACUACUGGAGACAGGAGUUGAGAUUACAUGUUGUUUAAUUUGGUUGUAACUUAGUUUAUUGCUUCAUUUUGACUUCAUCUUUCCAAAAGAAUGCUUGGCUUGGAUUCCUUCAUUAGUUUUAUAGUUUACGUAGAUAAUAUUUAUUUAAAAUUAUGCGAAUCAUUUUAUAUUUAACAUAU